AUGGUCAAAGUCGCUGUUUUGGGUGCCUCGGGGCAGAUUGGACAACCCUUAAGUCUCCUACUCAAAUCGUCACUUCUUGUGACAGAUCUUAGACUUUACGAUGUUGUUCACGCUGUGGGCGUAGCUACGGAUCUCAACCACAUUGAUACUCCUUCAGUCGUUAAGGGCUAUCUCCCCGAGAAUGAUGGUCUUCAAAAGGCUCUUAGCGGGACGGAAGUCGUACUGAUCUCUGCUGGCAUUGCUCGCAAGCCGGGCAUGACUCACUUGUUCAAGACCAACGCCAGCGUCAUUGCAGACUUGGCUGCUGGUGUUGCCCAAUUCUGCCCGAAAGCAUUUGUUGCAAUUAUCACCAAUCCAGUCAACAGCACAGUCCCCAUUGCGGCCGAAGUGUUGAAGAAGCACAGAGUUUUCGACCCCAAGCGCUUGUUUGGCGUCACGACACUGGAUGUUGUGCGCGGAUCCAAGUUUGUUGCUGAUGUCCUUGGCAAUAUCAGCCCACAGGAUCUCAAGGUACCUGUUGUUGGCGGGCAUUCCGGAGCAACAAUCUUGCCGUUGAUUAGCCAAUCCCAGCCCUCAGUACAGCUUAGCCAAGAGCAGAUUGAGGCUAUCACAAACAGAGUCCAAUUCGGCGGGGACGAAAUUGUCAAAGCCAAGACCGGUGCUGGGUCUGCGACAACAUGUAUGGCGUACGCUGGUUUCCGCUUUGCUCAAGCCAUUAUCAAGGCUUCUCAAGGUCAGAGUGGUAUCGUGGAGCCUGCCUAUGUCUACCUCCCUGGGUUGCAAGGAGGUGAGGCUGUUGCCCACAAGCUCGGAGUGAGCUAUUUUGCUGUCCCGGUGACCUUCGGGCCUGGCGGUGCCGAGACCGCGCAUCCCAUUGGAUCUUUGUCUGAUUAUGAAGAGGGUCUUUUGAAGGUGGCCGUUAAUGAACUCGGAGGAAACAUCAAAAAGGGAGAGGCUUUCAUCCAGUCACAGGCGUAA
Colletotrichum lupini is the source of this 978-nucleotide messenger RNA. Its product is annotated as malate dehydrogenase. Gene Ontology annotation, molecular function: L-malate dehydrogenase (NAD+) activity. Gene Ontology annotation, biological process: carboxylic acid metabolic process; tricarboxylic acid cycle. Bases 1 to 978 code for a protein of 325 amino acids. Lineage: Eukaryota; Fungi; Ascomycota; Sordariomycetes; Glomerellales; Glomerellaceae. Gene Ontology annotation, cellular component: cytoplasm. The record is from RefSeq and is a predicted model, not a curated record. The transcript is spliced from 5 exons.